Molecule: messenger RNA, 9037 nt
Organism: Manduca sexta (tobacco hornworm)
Lineage: Eukaryota; Metazoa; Arthropoda; Insecta; Lepidoptera; Sphingidae
Exons: 31
Coding region: 596-5281 (1561 amino acids)
Cellular component (GO): cytoskeleton
Source: RefSeq, a predicted model, not a curated record
AGCUGUUCGCUAUCACAGAAGCCUGUGAGAGAAAAGGAGUGGUGAUUAGGUUUGUCUUUGCUUAAAAAUUACGUUUUUUAUAUGGUUCUCGUGUAUUUUGCGUCUCGUGUGCGUUAUGUGUGCUUCAUAAAGUUGUUCUGCGUGUGGUAUAUCGUUGGCAGCUCCGAAAAACAUCGCUAAACAGUGUAAUUAACGAUGUAAACGUUAGUUAUGACGUUUACUACAGUGGUUUAUAUGUGUGCGUGCGUGAGUGACAGCAUUGCCGACGGCCGUUGGAGCGAGUCUUAACGGAAUAGCUACCUACUGGAUGUGAAUGCUGUUUUCGAUGGAUGUGGAUUUGCCGCUCUUCGUUCUAAAUGCGGCGGUCGCCGCGCAAAGCCACAUUAAACUGUGAAAAACAUCACACGGGACAAGAUGGCGACGGAGAUUUCGCGCCAAAUCGCGCGUCUCCCUUGGCAACGCCAUCUGUCAGCGGCGAGCGAUAACUUCCGCGCUUUGAAUCACUCGGACCGUUCUAAAUAGUCAUUUGUGUGUAAACUGUGUUCGCGUCGUGAUGUGAUAUUGUUUGGUGUAGUGUUGUGUUGUGUUGUGUACGAUGUCGGAGGAGAGGUCGCGGCGGCUGUCGCAGAUAUUCGACCCGCUGUCGAGGUUCACGGACCACAGCGGCGCGGGCCACUCGGCCAGCACGCCCAACAGCCCCCGACUGCUGCCGAGGAGGUCGCGGGAUCCACCACCGCCGCCGCCUAGGCCGAUAGCUCAUUCAUCACGCCUUGACCCGUUGGAGUAUGAGCUGGUAUCGGCCGAGCUCGGCUCCGUCAAUUGGCAGGAGCGGUGCCUCGAGCUGCAGCUGGAGUUGCACAGGAGUCGCCAUCAGGCCACAAGAGUCAGGGACAUGUUGAGAGAUAAGCUCACGGAGCUGGAGCAGCGAGUCCUGGAAGCCGAGGGCAGGGCCGAGGAGGCGGAAGACAAGGUCCGCGCCAUGGAGCAGCGGCUUUGCGAGUGGCCGGCGGGCGCUGACGGCGCUCCCAAAGCUAUCUCGCGGCUAGAGGGCCAGAUAGAAGAACAGAAACAUCUAAGACUCCAGGACGCGAAGCAGGUGGAAGCCAAGGCCGCCCGCAUUAAAGAGUGGGUGACCAACAAGCUUCGGGAACUUGAGCAGCAGAAUCAACUGCUGAGAGAGCAGAACGACCGUUGCAAUCAGCAGCUUGAACUACUGAGAAACCACAUAGCUGCGCAGGGCAGCAGGAAUUGUACUUUCCUACCGACUCGUGCGAGUCUCUCCCUUGAAGUGAGGACAGAUGACGGCCCCUCUCGGACCACCACAAGCUUGAUAGCGACCAACAGGCGUCGCUCAGAGAGUCUCGAGGGGCCCCAGUUGCCGAUAAAUUCGUCGGAGCCGCACUACAGUACGCCGGUGCGGCACAGGCGCAACCUGUCGAUCGGCACUACCAACCUAGCGAACAGCGGUGCCAACACGGCCGCGUUGAACACAAUGAAUCGCACCAUGGACGAGAGGACUACAGCCAGCUUGUUGGCUGAUGAUUUGGCUACCGCUGUAGAGAACUUAGUGGUGUUACCGACCACGCCAAACACAUCUACAGAUGGUGACACCACACACGACUACGCGGAGAUUUACACGCCCAGUAGAGAGCGUACGCCAGCAUGGCAGCCGCCGGGCGCGGGCGGCGCGGGGGUGGGCGGGGGCGCGUGCGUGGUGGUGCAGGGCGCGUCGCGCGGCGGCUCGUCGGCGGACUCGUGCGCGUCCGACGCGCCGCGCCCGCCCACGCCGCCGCUGCACCGCUUCCCCAGCUGGGAGGCCAAGAUAUACCAGGUGGCAGACGACGGGUUGCAGCAGUCAGUGGAGGAGGAGCUGAGUCCGCCGCCGUGCCCGCGGCCCAUGCACGAGUCCACCAGCUACCAAGACAUAUCCGUGCCCGUCUACGCCACUGUUAAAGGGCGUGCAAGUCAGAUAAGGUCGAUGCCGUUCACGGGAGAUUCGUCGGACGACUCGUCCGACGGCGAGGAGUCCAUGGGCGUGACUGUACACAACACGCCGCACCAUCAGCUCGUCGCUAAUACGUCCUAUGGCGGCCAGACCUCUCAAAUACCGAUCAACAACGUGAACCUGACGAGCGCGCUGCCGCCCUCCAUCCAGCAAACCAACCACGCGCUCGUCCUCACCAGCAGCGCCAACGGCCAGUGCAGCUCCUCCGACACCAGCCUCAGCGCCAGCAGCCCCUCCAAGAGCGUCAAGACCAGCUCCAGCCUCAGCCCCGCCAAGAGGUCCAGCAGCGGCUCGCCCAGCAAACAGAGCAAGACUAGAGACACGUCGUUCGAGUCGGGCAUGUCUGACGACUACGCGAUCCCGCCGGACGCUGUGUCGUGCGAGAGCUCUGCGUGUGCGUCGGCGCGGGGAGCGGGGCCCGGCGCGGGGCCGGGGGGCGCGGGGCCCGGCGGGGCGGGGGGCCCACAGGCGGACUCGCCGCGCAAGACUGACGCCCUGGAGAAGAGCGGACACCUGGCCAAGCUGGGCGGCAAGCUCAAGACUUGGAGGAAGAGAUGGUUUGUCCUCAAAAACGGCACGCUGUCCUACUGGAAGUCUCAGUCGGAAGUGAACCGCAAACCACAAGGCCAGAUCGGUCUCGGCGAGGCGUGCAAGAUAUCGCGGAACGAAGGUGCGGCCACCUUCGAGAUAUUCACCGGGAGUCGAACCUACUACUUGACAGCUGACAGCAUCGCUACUAUGGAAGAUUGGAUACGGGUUUUACAGAACGUUCAAAGGCGUAACGCUACCAAACUUCUGCUGAGCAAAGAGGACAACAAGCCCACGAUCCAGGGCUGGCUGACGAAGGUCAAAAACGGACACGCCAAGAAGAGCUGGUGCGUGCUGAUCGGCAAAAUGUUCUUGUACUUCAAGUCGCCAGGAGACCAAAACCCAACUGGUCAGAUUAACAUGCGAGACGCACGCGUAGAAGACGUCGAGCACGUAUCAGAUUCUGAUUCUGAAGAGAAAAACGACGACGCCCGCAACCACCUCACCGUCGCCAUCUACCCGCAGCACCAGGUAACUGGGGGGCCCACGUACCUUUUGUUUGAGUGCAAAGCCGACAAGGACUCGUGGUUGUACCAUCUGACGGUGGUCAGCGGUGGCGGCUUAAGCCAGGGGACGCACUUCGAACAACUCAUACAGAAGCUGAUGGAGACUGACGGAGAUCCUAAUUGUGUGUUGUGGAGGCAUCCAAACUUAUUGUAUUCGAAAGAGAACCUCACGUCGCCGCUUACUUCGCUCAAUUCUGAAGCGCUACAAGCGGAAGCACUUAAGUUGUUCAAGUGCGUGCAGCUGUUCAUGUCGGUGUGCGUGGAGCAGGCGGGCAUCGACUACCACGUGGUGCUGGCGCAGAACGCGCUGCAGCAGUGCCUGGAGGUGCACGAGCUGCAGGACGAGCUGUGCGCCGCGCUGGCGCGCCAGACCGCGCCGCACACGCACACCAAGCACGCCGUGCAGGUACCGCCCGCCGCCACGCCGCGCCGCCUGCGCCUUAGGCCCGCCAAGCUUACCUCUCAACUGCUACUGUGCGCGACACAGUCGCUGUUCACUUGCGACACGGGCGCGUCGUCCGUCGGCGCCGACAACAAGAGCGACGCGCCCGCGCACCACGCCGGCUCGCCCAGCUCCGUGCAGGCUCCAUUAUUAGUGGAUUGUAAAAGCAACCCGCCCACGUACAGUUUCGUCCAAGGCUGGCAACUCUUGGCACUGGCCGUGAGCCUCUUUGUGCCCCGAAACAAUAGACUUUUGUGGUACCUGAAACUACAUCUGAGCAGGCAUUCAGAUUCAAAAACGGAAUGCGGUAAAUACGCGGCGUACUGUUCGCGCGCGUUAGAGCGCACUAUACGCAACGGCGGUCGCGAGGACAAACCCUCUCGCAUGGAGGUGCUGUCCAUACUGCUCAAGAACCCCUACCACCACUGCCUACCCCACGCGAUACCUGUUCACAUGCUUAAUAAUACUUAUCAGGUUAUAAGCUUUGAUGGAUCGACGACGGUAGAAGAGUUUUUGGCGACCCUGAGCACGGAGCUGGGAUGCAGGGACGCGGCCUCAUCAGGAUUCGCACUAUUCAGCGAUGACCCCAUAGAGAAAGAUUUGGAACAUCACAUCAAACCUGAUAAGAAGUUAUGUGACGUGAUAUCGAAAUGGGAGACGGCGCUCAGAGAGAAAGGUUCUGGCAAGUUUGAAAAUUCCAGAGUUAUUCGAUUGACGUAUAGAAACAGAAUGUAUUUUAAGAAUUCAGUAAGAACAGAAACGGACAAAGAAAGAUUGUUGCUAUGUUACCAAGUUAAUCAACAAGUGGUGGCGGGGCGGUUCCCGGUGUCGCGCGGGCUGGCGGCGGAGCUGGGCGCGCUGAUGGCGCAGCUGGAGCUGGGCGACGGCGCCAGCCACGCGCACCUCGCGCCGCCCGGCGCGCUGGCGCACCGCUUCUACCCCUACCGCUACCGCGCCGCGCUCACGCCCGACCAGCUCAGAGAAUUAGAAGAAAAACUGCGAGCAAAAUGGGCGGCACUGAAGGGGAGAAGCACGGCGGACUGCGUGCGGAUAUACCUCAACUGCACAAGAAAGUGGCCCUUCUUCGGGGCGACGCUAUUUCAAGCUAGGAUAAAACAGCCGGAUUUGUCUAUGGUGUGGCUGGCUGUAUCGGAAGAAGGCGUGACGGUGCUAGAGCUCGCGUCUAUGGCCGUCAUCGGACGGUACGCGCUCAACUCUAUUGGACUCUUUGGAGGAUUACAGGAUGAUCUGAUGAUGUUAAUUGAUGGAGAAGACGCGACGAGCCCAGUUCACAAGAUGUUGAUCAGUCUCAAUAAACCAAAAAUGGCAGAGCUGACGCAUCUAAUAGCCGACUACAAGAACGCCGUCCUGCGCACGGGCACGGGCACCCCGCAGAUGAACUCUCUGACCCGCAACGGAUCCCACCGCUCCAUCCGCAAGCCGACCUCCACGCUGCCCCACUCCAGCCCGUCCACGUUACCCCACACGCACCAGCUGAGUCAAUCCCACCACACCCACCACACAACCGGGCAUAACACUUUAAACUCGCACGCGACGACGAUGACCUUGGGGUCGGAUCGGAACGCGACCUUGACCCUUAGCUCGCACACGUCAACCUUCAACCAGCAUGUGGAAGCCCGCGUGCUGUCCCACGGCCAGCCGGACAUAUUAAAGUCGACCCCAGACCACCACAGGAGCGAGAAGAAGCGAAGUCACACACAGGACAGUGGCGUCGCGUGAUUCAAUUAGUGGUGACGCUGUGGACAUUUAGUGUAGUGGACUGAGUACGAUGUAACUGUUUUAUACAUGCUUGUAUCUCUGUGUCGCGGGUAGGUAGAAAUCUUUCAAUUCAUUUUUUAAUAUGAUUGUUAGAAUGUUUUCUGCGUAAGUGCAGGCUUCCGACAUAUUUGGGAAGUUAUAUUCAUGUUGGUACGCAGAUGUGUGUGUCAUUAGACUGAAUCUGAAAUAAUAUGUGAAUUUUCAAGCUAAGCCAUACCUAGUGGCGUUGAUUUCAGGAUUAUAAUAAUUAUUUAUUUUAGAUCCUCGUAAAUUCUUGUUAUUUAAAAAAGAAAACUUCUUCUUCAUGGUGCUCAAAAUGUGCUAUUUUUAUCGAAAUAUACUGGCAUAUUUAAAACAGUUAUGUUCUGUGCAUUUUAUAUGAGAAAUUAAUUUUGGACAUUUCUUGCCGGAUAAAAUGCAUCGAUAUUCGAAUUUAGCUAAAAUGAAUUUUGUCAAUUUUACGUCAAGGAUAUUUUGAUAAUUUCCUAGAAAUCAUAAAAAAUUACAGAAACAUUCAAUUUAAUAUCUCUUAUGAGAUGCACUUGUACUCGAAUGUACCAGCAUUCCACCAAAAACGUUAAUUCAUAAACGAAAUAAUUCAAAUAUACCUCAUAUUUUGUAGUGUCGAUCGAUUCAGCCUUAAGUUUAUCGGCUUCUAAUAGUUUAUACGGUUAGUUAUUAGUUUUAUUUUGUCGAAGUUAACGGAGCGGAGUAUGUUAUAGUCUGUACAUUGUGUGCAUGGAAGAGAGUGUUUGUAGCUACUAAAUAUACUGUUAUGUAAAUUGGAACAACUGUAUUGGAAAUGGAAUAAUUAUAUAUAAUAGUGACUACUUCCAAGGUGACUUAAUUCGUUAUAUAAUUGAACGGAACGUAUAUAACAGGUUGCAACAAAUAUGUUUAAUUUUGACAUAAAUAUUUUAUAUAUUGCACAAAAAAUAUCGACUAGCAGUUAUCCAAUUUAUAAUGACAGAUAUACUAAAAACAUGUGCAGAGUUUAAUAAAUUCAGAAACACUAAUAGUUAACUUAAAAAGGUGCUUUUCGUGUAACUCCAAUGUUACUUUGUGUAUUUAAAUCUCAAAUAUAGUAAACAGCCGUUUAUGUAUACAUUCAAUAUAAAUUUUACAAACUCUGUACAUGAAUUAGUUCAUAAUGUAGCAUGUGUAAAGUAUCGAGUCGCCCAAGUAUUAACUGUUUUCACAAGUGCUAUUAGACCGUGACAUGGCGUGUGUUUUCAAGUCACGUCUCGUGACAAUAUGUCACAAACUUGUAACGUGUCACUUAUGUGAUACAAUUUAAUAUUCCGAAUAUGCCAACACUAAACUCUGCCAAUUAGAAGACUUCUAAAAAGACAGGGUCGUGGAAACGUCGUUAUGUUCUCCACUAGCAAGUGAAAUUCAAAUGGAGGUUAAAAUCUCAACUUUCCAAUUGGUACAUUCCUUAUAAAAUCGUCAACAUCGAAUAAAUUAUCUAAACAUCACAUAUUCAACAAUCACAAUUGGAAGGCGCGAAACUAUGGACUGAUGUUUGUAACAUUAAGAUCUUCAACGAAUAUAAGACCAUUAUUAUAUAUCGUGUAGUCGAAUAUAAUUAAAUCUUUGAAAAAUUGUUGAUAUUGUAAUGUAUGAUUCAAUCGAAUGCUAUUGUAUGUUCAUUAAAGGCUCAUCUCAUUCUAAGUAGGCCUAAUGCGGUUGUUAACUAUAAUGUUAAUCAUUCAAUAUUUGUCGAUAAAUGAAAUGUCGAUAGAAUAACUAAGUUACAAAAAUAGUUGUCGACUAAUUCAAAAAGACUUACAUUAAAAAGACCACGUAUGUCGAUAUACAAAAUUCUUUACAUUGAAAAGACAUUUUGUCGAUAUUUGUAGCGUCGUUAACUGACUAUGAAUUCUAAAACUUUAAAUGUUGAUUCGUGAUAUUUCAAGUAAUUAGGCAGAGGUUGCGCUUUUUAUACGAGGUAGUGUAGACACGCCGCCGCGCCGAUACAAUAUGCGAUGUCGAUAGAAAUCGAUUUUAUUACGAUACCCGGUUGUAUGAAGGAUUUUUCAUCGACUAUAGGUAGUUACAUUUUGUGGGCAUUUUUACUUGUACUGUAAAACUGUACAUAGGAAAUAUUUUGUAUAUUUUUGCCUUUAUUGUUUUAAGGGUUUCCGUGGUAAUCGAUGAUAGCCAGUUGUAUAUCCUAAUUAGUGAAUAGUAUAACGCUGUUAGAAGUAAACGCGUCACAUUAGACAUACGUUCGUCCGCUAUAAGUUAUUUUUUAUUAUGAAUAUUAAUUUCUAGUCGUAGUCACAUCACGGGAUCCCGAGCCGAACUAUCGAAUAUAAUUUUUAUACUCUUAGCUUUGAUAGAUAUAUUUCUACGGAUUUUAUAAGUAACAAUAUAUAACAAAGAUUACGUUACCAGCUUGAUGUGUGUUGCUUUUUUGCACAUUUCAUACAAUAAAGAAGGAUCGGUCGCGUACGUAUUGUAGAUAGACGUGUAUAUAAUUUCGAUGUAAUCUUGGCCAAAGAUUUUUAUCGAUAUUUUGUAAAUAUCGAUGUUUGUCGACGUCGAUAGUUUUGUCGAGAAUGCUACUUUAUAGCGCUAAGUAAUUUAUUUUCAUUCUUUAGACUAUUUAUAUAUUUAGUCUUCAUUGUAUUGUGAAAGUAUUGAAUUCUCAUUCAAUAUCGAUAUUUAAAUAUUAUGCAUAAUACGAAUUAUAUAUUUGGUCCAAGACCUUCAGACGGUAACAUCAUAUACUCUGUCUAUGUAUAUUUUCUCACAUAAGAUCUGAUUGUAAGUUAUUAAUAUUAGAUGUAGUAUAUAAGUUUAUAUUAAUUAACGCAGUACUUGGUUUACGUUGGCAACAAUUCAGUCGACAUUACAUUUAAUGCUAUCGUCUCAAAUGUAUAUUUUUUAUAUUUCUGUAACCUUCUUUAUUGUAUGUAUAACACAUGCCACAACUGGCUUAUUGUAAACUACAAAUAAAACGGCAACUAAUAGUGGUAGUGUAAUAUAGAUUAGUGGCUAAUCGUUCAUCAAAUAUUAUGAAUCAUGUAAUGUUUCGACCAAUACGCUUCCGUGGCCAAAGCGCCGCGGCGACUGCACCUUGGUCAGUAUCGAUCUUUGUACUUAUAAAAAAAAGGUUGAUAAUGAAAGUAACCGCUUUUUAAAAGGGUUUUGUAAUUUCAGUUGUGUUUAGGCAAGUUUUAUAAAUAAAAAUGUCGGUAAAAAUAUCUGAUAAUUUCCUAAUAAUAGUUGUAAAAGCAAUAAAUGAAAACAAAACUAACAGCCAGCGUACAUUGGAAUUUUCAAGAUAGUUUAAGGAAAAAUUUGUUCCAAAAUGAAAUUAUUUGCUUCAUGAAUUACAAAGGUCGAUACUGAACGUGGUGUGGCAGUCAGCUCUUUAGUUAUCAAACAUCUCAAUUGCACAUUUUUGCAUAACACUUAACUGUUGAUAAUUGUACGUAUAGACUAUUUAAUGUAUAUUUUACAGUUUAGAAAUGAUGAAUUUUAUUUUCUGAAUCUUCUAUUGGAUUAAGUUGUGAGUUAAACUUAAUUUAUUAUUUAUUUUCGUUGUGUAAUCGUUUGUUCAAUUGAUUGUAUAAAUUAGCUUUGGAUUAAGUUAAUAUCGGCCUAGCUCGAAGAAUAAUCAGUGGUUGGGGCCUAAAGUUAACAUUGCAUUUACGCGAUUUACAUUAUUUUUGUUUGACGAUGCGGAAAUAAACUUGUAUUACUGAU